GGAAGUCCUAGGGUAUUCAGCCGACACCUCAAGAGCCUAGAGCUGUCAGACCUUGGUUUUGAAUUACUUAUAAAAAUUAGCUGGCUGCACAUUGAAUGUGCAGCCAGCUAAUUUACAUAAAAUUUUUUCGCGCCUCAAAGCUCGUCAUGGAUAAAUAGAAUCUACCUAUUCCAGAGGUGCGACAGCACAUUUCCCAUCUCAGAAAUGUAGCUAACUCUGACAUGCAGACAGUUCUGUAUUAAUUAUAGUUGAAGCAUUGAAACAAGAAUUCUCACUCUAUCAUCAUCAGUCAACCAAUCAUCAGUAAUAAUUAAUGAUAUUUAAAUACAAUGUUAAUCAAUCAGUCAGUCAAUCAAUCAAUCAAGCAAUCCUCAAUAAUUUUACCAGGUAACCGCCUGUCCAUUAUAAUGAGUUUUCAUUGAAAAAAUUAUUUUGUUCAUUUACAGGCUCACAUAUUUCAUUGUAUCCAAGCUUGAAUUUUGUUGUUUACGUGCCUUCUCAGAGACAAACACCUCUUUAUAUGAGAAUCAAGGAUGGUGAGAGAUUAAUAUACAUAGCUGUUAAAUAGUUAAAAACAAAACAUAAAACUUAAGAUCAUUUUAUUCAACUUUUUGUUUGAAUUAUUACAAAAGUGUCUUAUUUUUAGUCUUAUACACAGCCCUGCUGUUGACAUCAGAGAACAUCCCCUAGUGGUUUCAAAAUCCAACUAAAGCAGUCUUCUGUUCAGCUCAGCAGCUGUAGCAGGCCUUUCUCAUACGUUUAACCUUAAACCUUUAUUCAUACCAGUCCUUUAGUUACAGAAUCUCACCUACGUCUGCUGUCAGCUUCCUGCCUGAGGGUUCCUAGAAGAUGAACGUACAUGGGACCCUUAUCAAUGCCAUGCCUUUCGAUUCCCUGACACUUCUUAGUCUUUCUGAGCCAGUUUUUCUUUCACCCCACUUUAAGCUCCGAUCUCUUUUCUUUUUAUAUCUGUCAAGGGCAGCAAAGCAGUAGCAAUGCAUUCUUGAGUCCACAAUGUGGUGGAAUCAUGAUUUGCAAUCUUCAACAGACUGCACUAACGAACAGUACCAGACCACAGUGGAUAGAGGUUGAUAUGAAUCCCGUUAUGAACACAUUCCUGGCUCAACUGAAGCUGUUACUGGGAGUUAUGCCUGUGGUAAGAAUUCAACUUUUUUCCAUUCUCACUGACUUUUAUACUUUUUCACAGCUUACACCCCCAAAACUAGUCUCCCACAUGGCCAUUUUUGUCUGCUCACGGAUUGUCCUUCAUGAUGAUUGUCUUGUCUUGUUCCUUUGUUCCCUAAACCUUAAUUCCCUUGUUCCUUAUUCCUUUGUUAUCUUGUUCCUUUGUUUCCUUCUUCCCUUGUUUCUUUGUUGUUUUGUUCUCUUGUUCCUCUCGUUCCCCUUUCUCUCUUGUUUCCCAGUUCCCUUGAUACCCCUGUUCCCCUGCUGCUUUGUCCCCCCUCUUCCCCUGUUUCCUUGCUCCCCCUGCACCCCUUGUUCCCUUGUUCCCUCUGCUCCCCUUGUCCCCCCUGUUCCCCGGUUUCCCUUGUUUUCCUUUUCCCCCUGUUCCCAUUGUUUUCCCUUUUCUCUUUAUUCCCCUGUUCCUUUUGUUCCCCCUGUUCCUCUUGUUCCCCUUGUUCACCUGUUCCUCUGUUUCCCUUGUUCCCUCAGUUUCCCUUGUUUUCCUUCCCCCCUGUUUCCCUUUUUCCCCAUGUUCCUCCUGUUACCCCUGUUCCCCUUGUUCCCCUGUUUCCCCGUUCCUCUGUUUUCCUUGUUCCUCUGUUCCUCUGGUUUCCCUUGUUUUCGUUUUACCCCUGUUCCCCUGUUUUCCUUAUCAUGUCUUGUCUUUUCUUGCAAUGUCUUGUCUUGUGUUGUCUUGUGUUGUAAUGUUAUUUCUUGUCGUCUUCUCUGGUCUUGUAAUAUCUUGACUUGUCUUUUCUUGUUAUGUCUUGUAAUAACUUGUCAUGUCUCGUCUUGUAAUGUCUUCUCAUGUCUUGUAAUAUCUUAUUUAUCUUGUCUUGUAAUGUCUUGUCUCAUCUUGUAUUUCUUUUCUUGUCUUGUCAUUUCAUGUAAUGUCAAGUGUCUUGUCUUGUAAUGCCUUGCCUUGCCUUGUAAUGUCUUGUCUUGUAAUUUCCUAUCUUGUGUCAUCUCAUCUUGUCUUGUAAUGACUUGUCUUGUCUUGUCUUGUCUUGUAAUGUCUUGUCUUGUAAUGUCAUGACAUAACUUGUCAUGUCUUGUCUUGUUUUGUAAGGUCUUUUCUCCUAGUUCUUGUCUUGUAAUGUUUUUGUCCUGUCUUGUAAUGUCUUGUCUUGGAGCAUUGCGUGAUGAGGCAAAAUCGCCUACAAGAGGAGGUUUCUUAAAAAGCAAUAAGUUUGAUUAUAGUCUUUUUAUAUUAGAGUUUUAGGUCUCCUAUCAGUCUAAAUACACAUGUCUUUGAAACAGAUUAAAAAUGCGACUGAAUAUUCUCUUCGGCUUUCUAGCUUAAGAUAAUCCAACCUAACUGAUUGUCUAAAUGUCAUUUUGAUUCAUGCCCGUAAUAGGUUAUUCAUUUCUAAAAACGAUUUAUGCUGCCUCUUUUUCCAAUUUCGUUUUGCUCCAAAUGAAUACAAUAAAUUUUAUUUUAACCAUUAUUUCCUUUUUUAAAGAAACUUGUAGAUGGCGUUGAAGUAAGAUUCCCAAAAGAUGUUGGAAUAACACAGUGGGUAAUGACCAUUAAUGUAGUUGUUUCUUUGUUAACCCUUCAAGUCCCAAGAGUGACCACCCUCAAUUUUCCCCUAACAAUCUCCAUACAUUGUCAAAAAAUAAGGUUAUGAGAAUUAAUAAAAGGAUCAGUAAAGGGAAAAGUCCUUGAUCUUUUGUUAAAUUAUCUCAACUAAAUUUGGAAGGAAAUGUAUGGAUAUCAGUUUGGAGAAUUUGUAUGUGGAGAAUUAAGUGUAGAUUGUAAGCAGUCUCCUCUUUGUCUGAUUUAACAAGGCAAUAAUUGCUCGCCCGCGCCAGUGUCGAAGCCACGAGGCCAGCGAAUCGAGGGUCGCAGCCUCUCCCGUCUUACGCCUUCCGUCUCGCGCGUGGUCAUUUUCGUGUCUCACGCAGACAGACUGAGAAAAAAAUUACUUCUCUUAGUCUUAACUUAGCCUCUAGUUAUGGUUAAGGUUUUACUGUACUCACAGGAACAGGAGUCACUGAUGAGACGGAAAACAUUGGAAUAUCUUGCCACCUCCACCAUCACGCUAACAUCCCUCGCCCAGCUGUUGGGAAAAAUCAGCAACAUGGUUAUUAAUGAUCACAUUCAACAGCAAGUGCAACAGGCGCUGCAUGCAGUCCAUCAGGUGUGAAUAAUAUCCUAUCAUAUUCACCUCAACUGCCCGCCUUCCCCUUUCCUGAGUCAACAUUUUGCCCUAAGUGAGAAGUAAGUCUUUAUGUGGGCUUCGGGGAGGGGUAAGUGGGCAGUUUCCCAGAAACGUGUAAUGAUAUUGUUUUACUGUAGAAUUUUAUAACGCAAAGGUUUUAUCUACACAUAUAUCUGAAAAUUUGGUGAAACUUCUCCUUUGGGACAGCCCUAUUAAGAGGACACCCAAUUCAAGGAACAAACAUUUUGUUCCCGAAAAAAAAAAAAAUUCUACAUGUAUCAGUGAGUACUGUUGAAGGGAUUCCUCGAUUUAGGGGAGACAUGUGCUGAUCCUGAGUUAGUCCCCUAACGAAGGCUCGUCUGUGUAAUCUUUGUAUCAGCCACCUCUAUUGGAUGGACACCCCUAUUAGAGGAACACUUUUUCUGGUCUGUAGAAUAUCCCCUAAAUAGAAGCUCCUCUCUUGGGGAAAAAAGCGAAGCGCACAAGUCAAAUUUUCAAAACACUUUGUAAAAGAUUUCUUUAACUGGCUCCGAAAAUGUAACUUUGUAGUCUUCUUUUCUGUUCUUAUUUACUUUUUUCGCUGCUUGCUUCGUUGCAUCCUCCAAAUCUCUUGCUCCUUGCCAAGAAAAGAAAGCCUCGGCUGGUUGCGAAGGAGAUUGGAGGUUUACACUCAGUCCUAAUGAGUGUGAACAUUUAUCUUCUCUUUUUGUGGUAGUUUUUUGGUUGUUGAGGACGGAUGCAAUCAGCAAAUGACUGAAAAGGCAUUGAACAAUACCCACAUCACACCACAGCAGCUAAAGGUGAUGUUACACAGGACGAUUCGACGCGACGAUUUUUUGUACAACACAUCGUUGCAAUGUUGGAACAAUGUUGUAAGCAUUCGAAACAAUGUCGCAACAAUAUUGCAACGCUCUGUUGCGCUAAAAAUGGUCGUUUCGAAUCGUCUCGUGUAAUAUCACCCUAACUUUCAAGAGUUAAACACCCGGGGAGAUACCCCCACAUCGUAAAAUCCCUUGUUAAGCCCUGGGCUUAUAUAACUUCGUAAGGCGUUUUGGGUGGGCUUAUAAACGGGGGGCGUAUAUCCGUGGGGGCGGGGGGGGGGGCUUUAACCUCCUAGGGGGGGGGGGGGGGGGGGGCUUUAACCUCCUUUAUCUUCAUUUUUCUAAAUUCAAAUAUAACUGAAUGUUUUCUUUACAAACGCUUUUUUUUUGUAGUCUGUAACAGCCCUUGAGCACGGAAAUCUGACCGUAGCCGUUCUAACUGCCAAGACAGCCAUCAAAUCUUCGGGUCAGUAUAAAUCUUUUUUUUCCUUUUUUUUUUGUACGAAGUAGCGCCGAACGCCCAAACUUCUGCCCUCUCUCGAUUUAAGUGUGUUCUUUUACAAACUACCAGAAGUAGAUAUUACUGGUGACAGGAAUGCCAUCUCGGGUGUUAUCCAUAUAUCAUCUGUUAGUGACAACUUUGUUCUUUACUUUCUUUUAAGAUAUGGUGAGCUCCGUCUAUUCUAGCUUGCGUAGCAAGGGCUUCCGUUUGGUUUGGGAUCAAAGAAAGACCGAGGAAUGGGAUUUUCGGUUUUGGUCGCGCGAGAAAUGAAACGAGAGCCAUUUUUCGCGCCGUCUUUGGCUCUCGUUCCGGAAACGCUUGCUACGCGGGCUACAUCCAUUCCUAUAUGAUAAAAUUCUGGUUAAAUGAUAAGCGAUACCAUGACGUUACAUUCUCACUUGUGAUCAACUCAGUGUCCUUCUUUCUUUCAGAGGAAGCAUUUUUUGACCCAUCAAUACUUGAGCUUUUGUAUUUCCCUGACGAUCAAAAGUAAGCAGUUAUAUUUUUAACUCUUUUUUAUUAUUGUUACCAAUUAUCAGAGUGAUUUUACUUCACCUACGAAGCAGGUACUAACAACUAGAGCAAAAUAGCUCCAAGUAAACUAAAGAAGACAAUGGUAAUAGGUAGUAAUUAUAACUACUACCUAUUUCACGGGUUAAGUACAAUCCCUGACUCUAACGGUAAUAUGGUUUAUUUCUUUUUUCUCGCAGGUACGCCAUCUACAUUCCUCUGUUUCUCCCCAUCAGCCUUCCAGUUUUGUUGUCUCUUAGACAAGCAAUAAUUUGGUACAGAGGAAAAGACGAUGAAGACAGCAAGGACGAGAAAAAAGAUAAGCAAGAAUAACUUAUUGAUGAUGUCAUGGUCAUCUCCGGAUAAAACAAGAUGAAUGUGAUAUCUGAAAGCCGCUUGUUUUUGCCCAUAUCGUGUGACCAUCUCGUUUUCUCGAUCAAGAAAUUUUGCUUCGCAUUGUCCCUGACGGAUAGUAAAGAACCCUUUCGACGAGCUUGCACGGGUACUUGCGACAAAUUUGCUAGGAUAACCGUGAGAUGGACUAUUAUCCCACCUAGAAGGGGUAGCAAUUCUCGUAAUAAGUCCCGUUAGUUUUGGGAUCAUUUGUGCCUUUUAUGGUGACCACGCAAUUUCCGUACGCGAUGCGUUGGACAAGAUGAGUGGUAAAAACCACAUAAACCAGUCCUGUAAGGCUACGUUCACACUGUACGGGAUAGCUUUUGCACCAGAACGAAAAUUAUACCGAAUAGGGCUUCUGUUCACACACGAGAACGAUAAUUUCGGCGCGAUUUCUGUAACGGAGCAAAGCUGCACCGCGCCGAUCUUGAGAGUGGAGAAUCACCUUUCGGAUAAGUGGUGUUCAUACUAUACCGGAUAGAUUUCUUGUCGGCAUAAAAGGCUAUCCGGUUUUGAGUGAACAUAGUCUAAAUCUCUGUUGAUGAGACACUCGAUUUGAGCCACUAAUCCAUCACGUCAUGGUGUCCUUACUGCAACCAAAGAAGGGAGAACAAUGAGGUAUUAAGCUGAUACGAUUCCAUUCUAUUACAGUUUAAGUGUCGGCCUGUUCGCGAAUAGACCUACAGUUCAAGCUUGGUCAAUGGCGCAUAUUCAUAUAAUAUGCCAUUUCCGAGCUGUCGCAAGCCUCUGUUUCAAAGUGAGGCUAAGUGCGACGCUGUUGAUAUGAAAAAUGAUUUUUUUUAUUCUCCUGCAACUGAAGCAAAACUCAUUUUCACAAGAAAGGUGUUGCACUUAGCCUCAUUUUGAGAAUGAUAGUUUUUGGAACUCGGAAAUGGACAAUAAACUUUUUUAUGAGAAUGUUGAUGCAGAGAAUGGGAAAAACUAAAGAACAUUCUAAGAUGAAGGAGAUAGCUCAGGGUGAAGUCAAGUUAAAAACAGUGUAUUCUAGCCGUUUAAACAUGAGCAAUAUAGAGAAAUUGUCACAACCAGUGCAUUAAAUGUUUACUGAACAUU
Molecule: messenger RNA, 6653 nt
Organism: Porites evermanni
Lineage: Eukaryota; Metazoa; Cnidaria; Anthozoa; Scleractinia; Poritidae
Source: the annotation of a GenBank genome assembly